CAAGCCACACAACGAUAAUAUAAUUUUCCGUGUAGAAAAACGUUGCUACUACUACGAAACUACGAAACAUGGACGCAUCGUUGUUGACGUUGCUGCAGCUGUCGGACAGUGCUUUUCCUAGUGGAGGGUUCUCCCACAGCCUCGGUCUGGAGUCGGCCAUACAGCACAGUCUGGUGGGAACGAAAGGUAAUCUUCAAGACUUCAUUGUAGCGUCAAUGGAAAACGCAGGUUCCUUUGGUUUGCCCUUCGUUCAUGACGCCUAUAAUGAGGGUGACAACGUGUCAAAGGUCAAGGACAUGGAUGACCUAUGUGAGGCGUGUUUGUCCAAUCACAUUGCGAAGAAAGCCAGUAUACGACAGGGAAACUCGUUCAUCGAUUCAGCGAGCCGCAUCUUUCAUGACAAACAACUUGAAACACUGAGCUCCAGUUUAAAUCACCGCCAUUUUGCAGUUGUAUUUGGCGUCACCUACCGAAUACUGGGAUUCAGUCUAGAUAACGUGAUGACGUCAUUCAUGUUCAGCACGCUCAGGACUCUGACGUCCAGCGCUGUAAGGCUCGACAGGAUUGGUCCAAUUGAGGCUCAGCAAAUACAAUACUCGCUGCAGUCCUCGAUUCCAGAUAUAAUAGCCAGGAAUCUCGACAUGCUGUCUGAGGACGCCUCCAUAUCGUUCCCAGUCCCGGACACUCUGCAGAACGCUCACGGACUGUUGUUUUCAAAACUUUUCUUUUCAUAGCAGGAAAAUCAACACUGUGUCCACAAUUCUACCUCUGUGACUGCAUAAGCGUAGGAAACGGGGGGACAGGGGAGGAGGCAAAUGCCCCGCUAGUACCGAAGCAAAUCCUCAAAUUCGGGCAAAAGCGAUAGAGAAAUUCGGGAAAAAUAUAUAUUUACAAUAUCUGAUAAUGGUGGGGAGCGCUAUAGCACUAUCUAAAACACAUUCAUGCAUGAAAAAUCAAUACACAUCUAAAAUAAACGAAAUAAACCCUACAUAUAUGUAUGAUAAAUAAUUACGUGAGUAGUGAUAUGGAAGAUAUGAAAUAUAAACACAUGACGUGCGUAAGGAAACUAAAGACACACAUACAACAUAAGUCUUUAAAAGAAAUAUAUAUAUUUUUUUUUUAAACUAGCAAUAAUAAAAUCAUAAUAAAUAAAUAACUAAACUAAACUAAACUAAACUAAACCAUA
This is a messenger RNA of Gigantopelta aegis, 1186 nucleotides long. RefSeq names its product urease accessory protein F-like. Lineage: Eukaryota; Metazoa; Mollusca; Gastropoda; Neomphalida; Peltospiridae. The transcript is spliced from 7 exons. The record is from RefSeq and is a predicted model, not a curated record. Bases 69 to 734 code for a protein of 221 amino acids. Gene Ontology annotation, molecular function: nickel cation binding.